Chlorocebus sabaeus (green monkey) is the source of this 2026-nucleotide messenger RNA. NCBI's taxonomy places the organism in Eukaryota, Metazoa, Chordata, Mammalia, Primates, Cercopithecidae. The record is from RefSeq and is a predicted model, not a curated record.
CUAAGAUGUCCUCUCUUUUUGCACCUCUAGGUAUGAUGCUGGGCGGGACGGCUUCAUCGACCUGAUGGAGCUAAAGCUCAUGAUGGAGAAACUUGGGGCCCCUCAGACCCACCUGGGCCUGAAAAACAUGAUCAAGGAGGUGGAUGAGGACUUUGACAGCAAGCUGAGCUUCCGGGAGUUCCUCCUGAUCUUCCGCAAGGCAGCGGCCGGGGAGCUUCAGGAGGACAGCGGGCUGUGCGUGCUGGCCCGCCUCUCCGAGAUCGACGUCUCCAGUGAGGGCGUCAAGGGGGCCAAGAGCUUCUUUGAGGCCAAGGUCCAGGCCAUCAACGUGUCCAGCCGCUUCGAGGAGGAGAUCAAGGCGGAGCAGGAGGAACGGAAGAAGCAGGCGGAGGAGAUGAAGCAGCGGAAAGCGGCCUUCAAGGAGCUGCAGUCCACGUUUAAGUAGCGGGGGCUGCACCGACCGCCCUGCUCCGGCCCCAGCGCGGUGGGCGAGGGUGGCGCAUGGGAGGCUGAGCCUGAAUCCUUGCCUCUGUCUGAUGGGACCACUACUAAAAACCUAAAAAUGUCUGUGAAUGGAGCAAGUUCAGGGGUCUCACGGAGAUGGCCCGGCCCCUCCCCACUCCCUCUGUUCUUUGCGAGGCCGCAACACCGGCUCCCUGCCUGGCCCGGCCCUCCCUAGCAAUCCCUGGGCUGUCUUGCACCCCUGACUGCCCCGCUACCUGCUCCAGCACUGCCCCUGGCCCAGUUCCUGGCCCUAGGUCCCUCCCGGCCCCAUGUGCCUGCCCUCCACCAUCCCCGUCCCCCAGACCUGGGAACCCCUGCCCUCCUCCAGCAGGUGGCACCGCCCCCGGGGCCCCCUGCCAGCCCCUUCCCAGACUGGGAGAUAGCAGAAGAGAGAGAAUCAAAGCUGCCCCCACAGAGUGGGACCCAAGGGGCUUGUUGGAGGCAUGAGGGGACUCCUCCCCAGGGGCUCUUCCUCCGCCUCUGCCUCUUCCAUCUACUGAAAUGGGAGAGGGUGUGGGGAGCUUCUAUUCUGGUGAAGGGACCUAGGCCCCCCGCCCCCCAUGCUGACUUGGAGACCCCCAGAUCUCUGGGGCCAGCCAGGCAGGGUGUGGGGGCAGCUGUGCCAAUCUACCUCACACGCCCACCCCCUGCCGGGCUUGCCGUGGGAUCCUGGGCAGGGAAGGCUCUGGGGGUCGGAGACACCGCUCCUUAGCACCCACGCAGAACAGCCUGAGGGUCCCAGGGGGCUCUGGAGAGAGUGGGGUGGGAGGAAGACUUGGCGCCUUCCUAGGGAAGGAAACGAGCGCUUCAUCUUGAUUCUCUGAGAAGCGUCUGAGAAGUGCUUUAAGUGUGUUUGCAUGCGCCAGGCAGUGGGCAGCGGGGCCCUGUCCAGCCCUCUCCUGCCAUCCUUCCCCAAGUGAUGUCCACCGCCUUGUCACCAGCGACCUGCCUGUCAUGCCCACCCCCUGAGGAAGCAUGGGGACCCGGACAGGCCGUGGUCAGGCCCACGCCACCGGCCCGGUUCGGCCACAGCUUCCCACGUGCUUGCUGACAUACGUGUGCCUGUGUGUGGUGUCUGUUGCUGUGUCGUGAAACUGUGACCAUCACUCAGUCCAAACAAGUCAGUGGCCCUCGAGGCCACAGUUAUGCAACUUUCAGUGUGUGUCAUAACGGCGUCACUGCUUUUUAAACUCGAUAACUCUUUAUUUUAGUAAAAUGUCCCAGGAGUCCUCGAACCUACGCGGACUUGCAGAGGUUUUAUUUUUUGGCCUUAGAAUCUGCAGAAAUUAGGAGGCACCGAGCCCAGCGCAGCAGCCUUGGCCCCGGAUUGCGUUUGCCUUAGCGGAUAUGUUUAUACAGAUGAAUAUAAAAUGCUUUUUUUCCUUUGGGCUUUUUGCUUUUUUUUUUCCCCCCUUCUCACCUUCCCUUCCCCUCCGUCCCACCCCCCGCAAAAAAAAAGCUACUUCAUUCCGUGGUACGAUUAUUUUUUUUAACUAAAAGAAGAUAAAAUUCUAUAUUCUUA